AUUACUAAAAUAAAUCCAAAACUGCGGUUCCCUAUUCAGAGGGAAAGCCCUUGAAUUCUAUUUCGAUCUAUUCGUUCUCGGGUGCAUCUCGGAACAGGUACAUAAAUAUUUAAAUGUUGCUUUUUGCUGAGAUGUGCCAAUCCAUCAAGAAUUGCUGUUGAUAUGAUGCUGACGCCAAAAGUUUUGUCUAAAUGUCCGCGGCGGAUUACUUGUGUUACAUGUGCAUUUGUCCAAGUUCCCUUUUUCACAGCCAGCUUGAUGAUGUCCAGUUUAGAGGAGCCACUAGGGAUUGAUAACUUGCCGAAUUGGAGUGCACAAAAGCUUCAAAGAUUCACAUCAAGUGCUUGCAGGCCCAAACAAGAUGACUCGGAAAUGAGUAACUGCACUAUUGAAGGCAGACAUCAUAUCUCCUCUUAUAUUUGCAAUGAAGAAUAUACAGGGGAAAGACAACCUUGGGAGAAGAUUCGGCCAAAGUCCUUUACGUUAAGAACCUCAUACUUUGGCAGGUAUCAAAGGGUUUAUGAUGGUCUAUAUGGUUCACGAGAUUUGCAAGGUUGCUACUUUAGCUCAUCUCGCAGCGACAGGGAAAUAACAGGUCCAACAAGCAAGCUUCUAAGAGACCUUCCAAGUUUUGUAAAUGUAGUAGAAGUUGGACCGAGAGAUGGAUUACAAAAUGAGAAAAACAUUGUACCUACACCUGUGAAAAUCGAGUUGAUACGGAGGCUGGUCUCUUCUGGAUUGCCUGUUGUUGAGGCCACUAGUUUCGUCUCUCCAAAAUGGGUACCACAGCUAGCAGAUGCAAAGGAUGUCAUGGAAGCAUUUCGAAAUCUAGAGGGUGCAAGAUUUCCUGUAUUAACACCUAACCUUAAAGGAUUUGAGGCUGCUGUUGCAGCUGGUGCAAAAGAGGUUGCAGUGUUUGCAUCAGCUUCAGAAUCAUUUUCCAAGUCAAACAUCAACUGUAGCAUUAAAGAUAGCCUUGCACGUUAUCGUGAUGUAACCGUUGCUGCUAAAGGAUUUGCAAUGCCUGUUCGGGGGUAUGUAUCAUGUGUUGUUGGGUGUCCUAUAGAGGGUGAGGUGCCUCCAUCAAAGGUAGCAUAUGUUUCAAAACAACUUUAUGACAUGGGUUGCUCUGAAAUUUCACUUGGUGAUACAAUUGGAGUUGGUACUCCAGGCACAGUCCUUCCAAUGCUUGAAGCUGUUAUGUCUGUUGUUCCUGUACAGAAGCUUGCUGUCCAUUUUCAUGACACAUAUGGCCAAUCUCUUCCAAAUAUUCUCGUAUCACUUCAAAUGGGCAUCAGUAUAGUCGACUCAUCCAUUGCCGGCUUGGGAGGGUGCCCCUAUGCAAAGGGUGCUUCUGGAAAUGUUGCAACUGAGGAUGUUGUUUAUAUGCUCCAUGGACUAGGUAUUGAGACGAAUGUUGAUCUUGGCAAACUUAUGGCUGCUGGAGAUUUCAUCUGCAAGCAUUUGCAGCGUCAGUCUGGCUCCAAGACUGCAAUUGCUCUGACCAGAAUUACUGCCAAUGCCUCCAAGAUGUGAGGCAAAAUAAAUUCCUGCAGAAAGAUUUGUCCAUUUAAAAAGACUGUUGGUAAGCUGAUAUUUGUAAAUUCUCAAUAAAGAAUUUGCCGUCAUUCCUGUGGCAGGGCAUCUCUUUGUAAUAUGAUUUGUAUAGUAUAGGUUCAACUAAAGAAUGUCGUUCUUGUCAAUCCUCAUACCAAACCAAAGACCAUGCUGCAGUUGGUGAAGCUCAGGUGCUCCAAGUCAUGUUAUAAUUUUUUUGAUUUUUUACUAUACUUUUAGCUGAAUGAUCAGAUCUCAAUGAUCAAGAGAUUCACAUUAUUUUCCAGAAAA
This is a messenger RNA of Phoenix dactylifera (date palm), 1848 nucleotides long. RefSeq lists its product as uncharacterized. The record is from RefSeq and is a predicted model, not a curated record. Gene Ontology annotation, biological process: ketone body biosynthetic process; L-leucine catabolic process. Lineage: Eukaryota; Viridiplantae; Streptophyta; Magnoliopsida; Arecales; Arecaceae. Gene Ontology annotation, molecular function: hydroxymethylglutaryl-CoA lyase activity.